Canis lupus familiaris (dog) is the source of this 7252-nucleotide messenger RNA. It is a transcript of the gene IQUB, whose product is annotated as IQ motif and ubiquitin domain containing. Gene Ontology annotation, molecular function: protein binding. Gene Ontology annotation, biological process: cilium assembly. The transcript is spliced from 13 exons. The record is from RefSeq and is a predicted model, not a curated record. Bases 181 to 2598 code for a protein of 805 amino acids. Lineage: Eukaryota; Metazoa; Chordata; Mammalia; Carnivora; Canidae. Gene Ontology annotation, cellular component: acrosomal vesicle; motile cilium.
GGUGGUGGUUAAGAAGCCGGACGCGUGCGGACCCGGUCGGGCCGCAGGACACCGCGGGCGCCCACGGCGACGGUCCCGGGUGGCCAAUGGGCGGCUUCAGAACAGCGUCCUCCGUGGCACCCUCCGCUCCCCCACGCUCGUGUCCGAGCCUCUGAAAAGACUUAAAGAUGCAACAGAAAAAUGUCUGAUCGGGAAGAAGAAUUUGGUGCUCAGAAUGCUGUUACUGCGUCAGAAGAAAAUGAUGAUGCUUUUGAGACCAUCAAUGUUCCAAUUUCCUCGGAGGAGCUUCCAGAGUCAGGUCAAGCAGAAGGCAGUGAAUCUGAAGUCACACCAUCCAGUGAAGGCCACACGACACAUGUGAAAGAGGAAAAUGACCAGAGCUUCUUGAACGAGGAGCCAGAAGAUGAAGAACAAUUCAUGGAAGAAGUUUUGUUCCCCAAACGAGUUUCAUACUCUCGAAGAAAUUCUGUAAAGCACAAGUUCACUAAACAUGAUAAUGCAGUGCAGUCAGCCAAACAGUUUUCACAUGCUGGAUCUCUGGCAUUUCUGGAUAAGAUAAAGGCGAUAAAGGAAUCUCUGAAAGCAUCGAUGAAAGAUCCUUUAGCAACAGUAAAAGUUGUACUUUUUCCUAUGGGCCAGGAAAUUAUAAUGCCUUUUAAAAUAGACACCAUUGUAAAAUACCUCAAGGAUCAUUUUUCAUACCAAUUACUUAUUCCAUCCGAUACACUGCAGAUAAGAUAUGCAGGAAGGAUUCUUAAAAAUAAUGAGACUCUACUGCAAUAUGGAGUUAAGCCACAGGAUAUUGUACAGGUGGAAAUCUUUUCUACAGAUCCAGAUCUAUUUCCAAUCAAAAGAAUACAUGGAUUAACUGAUGCCUCUCAAAUCAUAACUGUCAAAGUACAAACUGGCAUUGCUCAGUACCAGGAGGUACCUGUUGAGAUUAUUAAAUCUGACUUUCACAAACCAUUUCUUGGUGGAUUCAGACAUAAAAUAACAGGAAUAGAAUAUCAUAAUGCUGGAACACAAACUGUACCUAAAAAGAUUCCUGAAAAAGACAAUGUAUUUUGUAGAGAUACCCAGACAGUUUUUCUGAGAAAAAAGCUCCAACAAACUACAAAUACAACAUCCACACAGAUGACUAAAAUUGGUGUGUAUGUAUCAAAUAUGACUGAUAAACUGGUGACACCAGGAAAAUAUUUUUCAGCAGCAGAAUACCAUGCUCAAAGAUUACAGGCGGUAAUAGUGUUACAGACUUACUAUAGACAAUGGCAUGCUAAAGUCGUAGUAAAGGAUUUAAAAAGACAGAAAAUGUUAAGGUUGAAGUGGGAAGCAGAGGAAGAACUAAGAAAGAUAAGAGAAAAAGAAGAAUGGAUUAAAUUGGACUAUUACCGGAGGCAUAAUCCUCAAACAAAAGAAGAUUUUGAAGUUCUUUAUAAUGCACUGGAACUCUGGAGGCAAGAAGAAUUUGCACGCAUUAACCAGUCUUUCACUGGAGCUGAAAGGAAAGCUGCUUUGUGUGAACUUCUGGAAAAAGAGACCCAGAUAAUUGCUUCCAUUGGGAGACAUAGAUAUAUUGCAAAUAUGGCAAACCGGGAAGCAUUGAUACAAACUUUUUUGGAUAAGUGUUCAGCUCCAAAGGUAUGGAGAACAUUUAGUGGCAAAAUAAUUGAGAUGGAUACACAGUUCACCAUCAGAGCCAGAGAGUUGCAGAACAUCUAUAAAUGCAUUAUGCUGAAAAAUAUCUCUCAAGAUGAAAGGCUGGAUGUACUACUAACGCUUAAACAUACAGUGAAGGAACAUGAAUGUAAACUGACUCAGGAAAUUCUAGAAUUGAUUGACAGAGAAGUUGACCUUAUGAUGAGAGGGGUCAAACAUCAUAAUCUUGAAGGACUCAGAAAAAGAAUUGCAACACUCUUUUUUCAUUAUAUCAAAACACCUCUGUUUAAUCCAGAAGUUGCAAGACAUCUUAAGGUCCCUCAAGACCCGCUGAUGUUUUCUAAGAAGGUGGACUUCUGCCGCAGCUGCCGGCUCUACCUGCCCCGCACAGAGUUCGCGGCCUCGGCCGGGCCCGGGCCUCCUCCCCACGGGCGCCCGUGUCGCCGCUGCUCUGCCCUGGGCCAGGAGGCCUGGCAGCGACAGUCCUUCCUGAAGCUCAAGUGCUUACUCCAGCGGCUGCACUCUGCAGAAGCCCAUUACGAAGAUGACCCCAAAAUUGCUUUCCUGAUGCAGCUACAAGACAUUCAGUACCUGGUAGAGAACAUCUGGGCUUCCCAGUCAGUGCUCAGCGCCGGGAAUGAUCUCAAUGAUCUGGUCCUGGUCAGGUGGGAUCGGUCUUUGGAAUGGUCCCCCUGGAACUGCAUUCUUCUUACCAAAGACGAAGGUGUUGCUCAUCUCAAGCUAACAAGUAUUGAGGAGGGAUAUGAACCCUUGUUUAUUCACAAGAUCAAACACAAACAUAUCCUGGCUAAGAACUACUUUUCUCACAUUCCAGUGCUGGCUUCAUUUAUACUUGAUGAUGGUGAAAUAGAUGAGAUCAGAAAAAAAUAUCACUCAGAAACAACUCCUAAGAUGAUAGUGGCCCAGAGGCCCAGUCCCUAGAAGAUCCGGGAGUAUUUGAUGAUCAGCAUUUUUAUCCACUGCUAACAGAGGAAUACAGAGGCUAUACAUUAUGGAAAUAGAAUUUUAUCUUUUAAUUGAUUUUAAUUGUUUUUUGUUUCUCAUGGUAUCAUAAGUGGUAUGAAGACAAAGCAUCCAUAUGUAAUGCUUUAUUGUUAGAUAAUUAGUGAAAAUUGAAAUACCGUUUUGUUCCUGAAUUAUAUUUUAAGGUAAAGAGAAUAUUUUAUUUUCCAUAUUUUCACAUUAAAAUUUUUAAAAAUUUCAAGUGCCCUAUAAAACCAGCAAACAAAAGCUGGUUUAGCUUUCGGCUCAAGUAAUUUAUUUUAGGUUAAAGGUAGUUAUAGAAGAAUAGUCAGUAUGUGGAUGAGAGGAAACAUAAAAUUUUCUUUUUUAUAAAAGCAAACAAAACCCAGCAAACAAAAGCUGGUUUAGCUUUUGGCUCAAGUAAUUUAUUUUAGGUUAAAGGUAGUUAUAGAAGAAUAGUCCGUAUGUGGAUGAGAGGAAACAUAAAAUUUUCUUUUUUAAAAAUCUAUACAGGUAGGAUAAAAGAUGCUAUGUUUUUUUUUUUUUAAGAUGCUAUGUUUUAAUAUAGCAAUUUGAAUCCUCACUUUUUAUUUUCUACUUUUACCUUCAAUCCUUCCUAAAAUCCUGGUAAAACAACUAGGGUUAUUUAUAAACAAACAAACAAAUGCAUUCUAUGCUGGAAAACAGGGUAAACAGUAGAAUUAUCUUCUAUCUUCUAGGAGGAAAAACUCUCAGUGGGGCAAUGAUGACAUUCUGUAGGAAGGAUAAACUUGGUUAGGCAUCACUGUAACAGUCCCUUUCCCCAAUAAGCUGAAGGAAUAACCUUGACCACAUGCAUGUCAGAGACCUACAGUGAUGAGCACAGUGUGUGAGUCCAUCUGAACAGGGAAUUGAUGGCACACUCAAAUUAGGAAAAUUCAAGAACAGUAUAUUUACAAAAGGACUUACUAUAAAGUGAGGACAGUGUUUAGGGAAACUAAAGGAAUAAUACAGCAACGCAGGGCCAAUAUGAGAUAAGCUGUUUCUACCCCUAGUCUCAAAUAAACCUGGGUGGGAGAGGUCUGAGAAUGCUCAGUGUAAGGGAGAUAACUGAGGAUCAGAAACCAACUGUCAAGGGAUAGUCAACCCUAGGUGGUCUCAUGAACUGGAGAAAUAAAUACUCUAAUUUUACACUUCUCCCUUCCUCCAGUCUCCUGCUUGCAUUUUCCAUUGAUAGAACCCAGAAGGAAAGUAGGAGAAAUAGAAUUCUGUUUUCAUAAUUCAUGCAGUUUCAGGGCAAAAAGUGGAGUAGACAGUGGUGAUAGUGGAUCUGGAUGGCUAAAUAGAAGAUAUUUUGCUAGAAAGAAAGAAUUUAAAGUGAAGCUCUAUAACUCAAGAGGUAGUAUUUCUCACCCACGCAACAUAAUUUGAGAGAGAGAGCGAGAGAGAGAGAGAGAGGGAGGUGAGGUAAUUUUUCUCCUAAUUCCAAUCAGUAAUUAAUGAGCUGUUCUCUUCAGUUUUGGGUUCAAGGAAUUCAAUCUCAGUACUAAUAUUGGUUCUAUAUCAAUAUUUGCCAGUAUUUCAACAACAUAUUUUCUAGGAUAUCUACAAUUAUUUUUUAUUUAGCAAAAGCAUGGCACUUGGUGGUUAUUUUUAAGGAAAUAAACAUAAAGGAGGGAAGUGGUAUGGUGCUGUUAUUUUCAGGUUUUCAUAGACAAUUUAGACCUUCUGGCACCCUAAUAAAUAGUAACUUACCAAUAGGGUUACAUUGGGGAGCAUUCCAAUCACUAAUAAACAGGUAACAAUUUAACACAGACAACAGUGGGUUUGCCCUGGAAUGUAAGUGAUUUUCACAAAACACUUUAGGAGAAUGUCCUUGGAGAAGGAAGAGCUGGGGAGGCAAGCUUCAAGGUAGAAAUAUUCAGAUAGGGACAAAUAAUGGUCUGUGAGAAUUCCUCUAUGUACCCUAGGGAUGAAGCAACUGACUAGAUAGCAUUUGCUCCUAGUAUGGAAGAUUGUGGAAUGCAGCUGAGGGGGGUGGACCAGCUAGAGCAACUGAAUUCACGUAUGGAAAGGUACCUUCAAGACUAGGAGAAUAACCACUAAGGGGCAAACAGCUCAACAGCACACAGACUUUCCCCCAUAUUCUGGGAAAUGCCUUUCAGUCCUUCUGGAACUACAGUUCUCAUUUUACACAACUAUCUAAAAAUCCACAGCAGAAGGGGCUAGAAGAUGUAUCUGGCUACAGGGACAUCAGUGGGGGAAAAGUCAGGUUGCUACUCACUAAAGUCCUAACUCUAGCAUACUGGUGAGCAACAGCUUGUUUAGCAGUUGGUUCUCCUGCCUCUGUAGUAUCCUCGUUCCUCGAGUUUAUAACCUGAUGACCAUACUUCCCUUGGCCCACUAACAAAUGAAGCUAUAGAAAGUGUUUCCAGGGCAGGCCCCGUGGCUCAGCAGUUUAGUGUCGCCUGCAGCCCAGGGCGUGAUCCUGGAGACCCGAGAUCGAGUCCCACGUUGGGCUCCCUGCAAGGAGGGAGCCUGCUUCUCCCUCUGCCUGUGUCUCUGUCUCUCUGUGUGUCUCUCAUGAAUAGAUAAGUAAAAUCUUUAAAAACAAAAACGUGUUUCCUUCUUUCAUCUUUAUGAGGACUGUAUUAUACAGAUAGACACCUAAGCAAUAUAUAUAAUAGGACAAAAUUUUAUAUCUUCAAAUUAUAAAAAUAAGCUGAUAAAUAGUUGAUAGAUGAUAGAGGUUCAGAAAUAAAAAAGGACCCUUCUGAGGAAUGAGAACAAAUAGUCAAUUAUCAAAUUUCUUGAUUCAUGUUAAGGAUAUUUGAUAGCACUUUUCAUCCUUUGGAAAAAAAUAAUACUGGGAAAAAUUGCUAUUAUACAAGAUAAACAAUUGCUAAACUACCAAAAGCAACACAUAGAUAGCAACAAACAGAGGAUUUGGGGCUUUAAAGAUGAUCCUAAUACAGAGAUUUGAUGGAUUAGCCCAGUAUUGCUCCCUGGAACUUAGAGGAAAAGGACAAAUUAAUGAAGUAGGUGACCAAAAAUGAUGUUUAAUAAUUUUAAUCUGUCUACACUAGAAAUAACAUGAGCCUGGAAUGGAGUAGAAAAGGAGAAACGAUUGUUAAAGAGAGAUUUAAAGCCAGUUUUCCUAAGCUAGAAAGAUAUAUAACAGUUGUGUAAAGAAUCUACCAAGUGCUGGGAAAUUGAUACAGAGACACACAUAGACACAAUUUCAUGCUAUUUCUGGUUAAAUGUAGUUACAGAAAUUAGUCUGUUCAAUACUCAAGAAUAUUGGACAAAUUCUAUAAGCAUUCAAGUUGGAGAGGAAAAGUUAGCCAUAAGAAAUAAAAUCAAUAGCAACAUCAUAGAUUUAUCUUCCCCAACACUAAAUGUCAGAAGGGAGGAACAUUUCUAUUGAAGGAUUUUGAAUUUUGCGGGUAAAAAAAUGACCUAAGAAUUUUACUGUGAGGCAAAUAUUUGUGACAACAUCAUAAAGACGUUAUUAAGCAGAAAGCAUAUCAUGAAUUUCUGUGUACCCAUUCUGUCCUCCAGCCAAUCUUAAAACUGUGGAAAUAGGUAAGGGGUUAAUAUAGGAGAAAUAACAGCACUACAGCCUCAAGAUCCUUUGCAAAUGAUCAUUUGUACGGUUAUGAAACAAUGUAAUGAAAAAAAUAAUUCCUCAAAUGAAAAUCUACACUGCAAAAAAAAAAAUCAAUCUACAAAAAUAAUACCCUAGCUAUUCCAAUAAAAUGUCUACUAUAGGAAGGUUCAGAGGGAUAGAAGUAUUCCAAGUCUUUUUAAUGGAAGAAGGGACAACAGGUAGGCAGGAAAAUGGGUAUCUAAAUAUAUAGUUUAAAAAUUUAGAGGCAACUGCUAGUAGAAUGAAGAUGGAAUUAUAAAUGCAUUUCAGAGAGAAAAGGGGAACAACAACAAAUGAGAACUAUUGUGAGAUAAAGGGUUUGGGUUUUUGUUUUCUAAGGUUAGCAGAAGGAAGAAGCACAUGUAAGAGAAAAACCAGGUUAAAAAUAUCACAGUGCAUCAAUUCAGAUAGUUCUCUAGCAAAGGAUAGUUAUUUUCAUGUUGUAUCAAGAGUGAACUAAAUGCUGUGUACCAGAUAUAUACCCCAAAUGAAAUGACCUAUAGAGUGUUAAAAGUAUGAUAAUUUAUAAAAUUGUAAUAGUCAAAUAUAAGCAGAUAACAAAAAGUGUUGGUGAUAUUAAUUUCAAGGGAGUUACUUUAUAUUGAUAAAUUAUUAUUCACAAUAUAAAUGAAUAAGUCAUCUCUGUUAGAUACAAAAAUAAGUUUAAAAAAGUCACUUGAAAAACAGUUCUCCUUAGGUUUCUUGAACUUCUACAUGUCUUUUGAGCAGAAAUGGUAGUUCUUUUUUUCAGACUUAUUUUGAAGGUUUUUUGUAUAGCAAGCAGUCUUGGAAGAUAGGGAUGGUAUUUAGUGUUCACUAUAAAUAAUUCAGAGUCUCUAAGCCCAGGAUUUCCACCCUGCAAAGGAUCUCACUGCAUGUGUAUGUGUCAUCCAGACUUUGUAUCACCCCGGGGGAAUUAGGGCAAAAUACUGAUAUUUUGCCUGCUGCUCUUUCUGUGAACAAUAAAUUGUGCUUCAUCUCUGA